Mytilus californianus (California mussel) is the source of this 2891-nucleotide messenger RNA. RefSeq names its product zwei Ig domain protein zig-8-like. Gene Ontology annotation, cellular component: neuron projection membrane. Gene Ontology annotation, biological process: synapse organization. The transcript has 9 exons. NCBI's taxonomy places the organism in Eukaryota, Metazoa, Mollusca, Bivalvia, Mytilida, Mytilidae. Bases 890 to 1810 code for a protein of 306 amino acids. The record is from RefSeq and is a predicted model, not a curated record.
UACUUUUUCAGACUUACUCAUAACUUUAAACAAGUUACACCAACUCGCUGUAUGAAGUUCAUUAUAGAAAGCUUCAUUUAAUAUUCUUCGCAUCUUCAUAAAGGAUUUGGAGUCAGGACGUGUUUCCAGACAAACUUUGGAGUACUGACAAUAACGCAAUUAGAUUAGAUUGUCUGUUGACCAUUUAAUGGAUUGUCUCUAUUUGUUAAACAAACAACCAUAUUGAUGUUAUUUUAGAUUCUGGAAGAAUUUGAAAUAUAUUCGCCCGCAGUAAAUGUCAGAUUUUUUUCUACAGGAAAGGUAAAUCAAAAACAGAAUAAAGUAGAAAGUGAUAUAUUUGAUGAUUUUUCUGCUCUAGGAGGAGAAGAAGCGAUUUAUGUGCUUAUUAAUAUUGUAAACGCCAACAUAAAAGUGAAAAGUAGACAAAGAAGAAAAUUAAGUCUGGAGUUUCGAUUGCCUAUCAAGUAUUGGUAGUAAUUUUGUCAAAAUAAUCAGAGCGUUUGUAUUGCUGUCAAGUUUGAAAAAGCUCAAGAAAAAUGCUAUAAACAGUAACAGUAGAGGCUUUAACAGUGUUGAAAAAAAUGGUCUGUUUAUUCUAUAAGAUUGUAAAUAUAUAUAACAACCGUUUUCAAUAGUUAUAAAUGUGUUUCUAAUUAUUUACAUAAGAAAAGAUCUAAUUAGCACAGAUGAUAUGUGAAGGUAUUACUUUUUGUGACAUAAGAAUGCGUCCAUUCAGAGCAGUGCUGAAGUAAGGUCACGUCUCAUGAUAUACAAAUAGUAUUUUACUGGUGUUGUGAAUUUUUCAUUUCUUCUGGAAUUUAUGUGAAAUGAAAAUUACAUUGUGCCUGAAGAUUAAUAUUAAAAAGAUCUCUCAGCAAUCCUGGAAAGCAUGAAGUUUAGAUUUAAUGACGUUGGACUUUGGAUAAUUUGGAGGUCGUUCCAUGAUGCCUUAUUGAUUCAUCUUUUAUUUUGCUGUGUGUGGAGUGUCACAUCAAUGGCGACAUUAAAACCGGUAUUCAAUAAAACUCCCGUGAAUGUAACAUUUUACCGAGGCGAAACAGCGACUCUGCCAUGUUCUGUUAGUAAUCUGGGUUCAAGCAGUGUGGUAUGGAAGAGAAUUGACGAGCCACACGUGUUAACAGUAGGAGAAUUUGCUUUUGUGAGUGACCCAAAAUUUAGUGUUAAACACAUUCCAUUCCGAGAUGAAUGGAAUCUAAUAAUAGAUCACGUGGAACCACAACAUUCCGGUCGUUAUGAAUGCCAAAUAAGCACAAAAGACGACAUUGUCAGAUAUGUUGACCUGAAUGUAAUAAAUGAACCAGGUCAUGACAGUAAGCACGUAAAUAUUGAUGGUCCACACUUAGUGGAGAAAGGCCAUCCUAUAAGACUUACGUGUAAUGCUUCAGGGAAUUCCAGGUCACCGACAGAUAUAAAAUGGUAUAUUGGUGGCAAGCGUUUAUAUAACGAAUUGAACCAUAAUGUGAGGAUAAUAACAUAUCCUAGAUCUGACGUCAAUACUUUAUAUAGCGAACUACGUAUAACAAAAAGUGACACGGAGGAUAGUGGAACAUACGUUUGCCAAACAACAUUUUACAAUGACAUUCUUAAAGUGGCGAAGCAUAACUUAUCAGUGAUAAUUGCCGAUUCUAAUCAAACAAAACGAGGAACAAUGGCAGAUGGUUCUGUUAAUUCAGUCAAAGACAAUAAGCGACCUUCUUCACGGAAUACAGGAAAUGCCUCUAGGAGAAUAGAAAUAGCUUUUAUGCCUUAUCUUUUCACGUUUUUGGUGGCAUGGUGCUUUGCACAAUAAUAUUUUAUAAGAUUCAUUGUUAACUGAAACAUUAAAUUAGAUCAGUGUUCGACUGAAGACAGUAUGCAUUUUAAUUGAGACAUUUAGUUCCAUGAAAGCAUUACAUUGACUUUGACAGUGAAAGUGGAAUAUAUAUAUAUAAAUUAUGUUAAAGAAUCGGUGGAACAUGGUUGAAUCACAUAUGCAUGUAUAUAUUUAUCAUAAACAUGUACCAUGUAUUACAUUAAAUGUAUUGUGUAUAAACAUGUAUUACAUUAACAAGUAUGUGUCAAAAUGUCUUUAUAAACUAUUAAAUUUUAAUUGUAAUUGAAUUCAGAGUUUUGGAGGAUAAGAUUUUUUUCUCUCUUUUUUAAUUUUUUCGUUAUAAUAAAUGAAACAAACAUCUUUGGGUCUUUUCAACUUAAUUAGACCAAUGAAGUCCAACGAUCUUUUUGACUAUUUUGAACGCUGUGUCAUAUUAUAACAAGAGAGAAAAAUCUUAUCUUGCUGCAAGUAAUAUCAUAGGUUUAGGUAGUAAACUCCUAAUAAAAUCCGCUUGAAACCAUUUUGUAAUAGGUUUCGUUUUUUUUGCUUAUUCAAGCUUUACUCACAGAACACAAUAUAAAUCAUGCUUAGAGUCUAACAAGCCCAUGUAAAAAAUAUCAUGAAAGUAGUAUGUGUACAGUUUAUAGUCUUCUUUUUAAACUAUUGAAAAAAUCACAGGGGCCGAACCCUCUCAACCUCAACCGAAAACACUUAUAUCUCCCCAUUCAAAAAGAUCAACUAUAAAUUAUAGUACCUUUCAUACUAUUGUAUAUUACAAUGUGAAUAGCCUGACUUAAUUUGUAGAAAAUUUUCGAUUUUUAAAAUGUUGUUGUCUAAGGUAAUACGAAUUGUUAAAAAAGGAUAUUUGAUAUAUAUCCACUGGCAUACGUUAUCACAAUUGCUUACAUUUACCUAAAUGUGUCUCUUGUGAAGGUGCUUUGCAUUUAGAAUGAUGUCAUUAUAAUUUUUAAUUGUCUAUGCAGAUUGUCAAACGAAUUAAAAAAAUUGUGUUAUAUUUUUAUAUGAGUAUUUUUGUAAUAAAAGUUUUGAAAAUAUA